AUGUUCACGGGUCUCAAUGCUGCCAAUCACUUCGGUCGCCCAAACUUUGAUGCAUUUUUCAGAUUUGUGCAAAGCAGACAUAAAGAUAUUCGUGAGAUUGGCGUGUUCAGCUGCGGUCCAAAUUCGAUCAACAAGGAGGUUCGCAGAUCCUGUACAGCAGCAAAUCGAAUCCGAAAUGCACCAUCGUUUUACCAUCGUUUUGAAACUUUUUAA
Messenger RNA from Gongylonema pulchrum, 213 nucleotides. The record is from the annotation of a GenBank genome assembly. Lineage: Eukaryota; Metazoa; Nematoda; Chromadorea; Rhabditida; Gongylonematidae.